Saccostrea echinata is the source of this 3474-nucleotide messenger RNA. RefSeq names its product CD109 antigen-like. Gene Ontology annotation, cellular component: extracellular region. The transcript is spliced from 26 exons. The record is from RefSeq and is a predicted model, not a curated record. Bases 175 to 3474 code for a protein of 1099 amino acids. NCBI's taxonomy places the organism in Eukaryota, Metazoa, Mollusca, Bivalvia, Ostreida, Ostreidae. Gene Ontology annotation, molecular function: endopeptidase inhibitor activity.
GGCGAAUAUAAGUUCGACAUAGAGAACUUAAAGCUUAAGAGUUUUGACAGAUGGCGGCGCAGUGAAUUGUUGUUUGAAGUGAACGUAACAGAGGCUAUAACUGGGAGAAGACAGAAUGCUUCCGGUACUGUCAGAUUCUAUAUAUUUGGGAACGAAGUGAAUUUCCUUGAUUCGAUGGCAAGGACGUUUAAACCUGGUCUUAACUAUACAGUUCUGGGAAAAAUAGCACCAAUUUUACUCCCGACAGCUUUAAAGGUGGAACUAACAGUGACUCACUCUCUUCAACCAGUGCCAACAACAACAACAGAAAUGUCACCAAUAGAAAUGGGGCUCAUCCAAGGCAGUAUCGAGCAACCAGCUCUCAAUUUUAAACAGCUGGGGCCUGUCUUCCUAGAUGUUGAUGCCGAUGGCAAUUUUAGAUAUGACAUGACCAUACCAGAAAAUGUCGAAUCCGCACUUUUUGGUGAUAGUACCGCUUUCACUAGCCUCCGUCAAAGUAACUCGCCCAGUGACAGCUUCAUACAGGUCUCGCUAGAUCCAAGUGGCAUUCCAAGGUCUGGAUCUGUUUCAACGUUUGAAAUCGAGACAACUGAGCGUAUUCCAAAAGUUUACUACCAGGUCCUUUCUAAAGGCGAGAUAGUAGCUUCAGGGGAAGUCAAUAUGCAAUUCUCGAGAGUAAAGAGGUUUCCUUUACCAAUAACGACAGAAAUGACACCCGAGGCUAGCCUAAGUGUUUAUUAUGUAAGAGAGGAUGGAGAAGUCGUUACAGAUGCAACAAGUUUCAUUGUCAAUGGCAUCUUUAAAAAUAAAGUCGACAUUAAUUCUGACGUUCAGGAGACACGCCCGGGAAAGGAAGUUGUAGUGUCCGUCAAAGCGGAUCCGGAUUCUACUGUCCAUUUGUUGGCAGUGGAUAAAAGUGUUCUGAUUGAACGUAGUGACAAUGACCUCAACGAAAGCAGGGUGAUUGAUGAAUUAUACAGUUACUUGGGACGUUCUGCUAAAAACAGAAGGAGGCCCAAAUUAUCUAGGGGAAGAGAUGCUUAUUCUGUGUUCCGAAACAAUCAAAUGGCAGUACUUUCUGACGCCUUAGUGUAUGAGGGGUCUAGGAAGCAUUUCACUCGUCCAAUCUUUCCUAGAAACUCUCGUCGCUUCAGUGAUACUGCACAGACGGUUGUAUUUCCAAUAAUGAAGGAAAACAUAGAUAGAGUCUCCUCUUCUGUCGGACCAGAACUAAAUUAUCAUUCAUCCCUCCCACGCGUGAGAAAAUUUUUCCCAGAAACGUGGCUUUGGAGCAACUUCAGCACGGGUGCAAAUGGUAGAGCAUCACUACGUGUGACUGUACCCGAUUCUAUCACUACCUGGGUUGUUACAGCUUUUGUCGUCAAUUCUAAAUCUGGACUGGGUCUGCAUGCAAACCCUGUUAAUAUAAAAGUCUUCAAACCAUUAUUUGUGAGUUUGACCAUGCCUUUCUCAGUUACACGGGGGGAACUAGUGGUCCUCCAGGCCAAUGUCUUCAACUAUCUGGAACGUGAUGUUAGGGUUCUCGUAAUAAUUAAUAAAAAUGAAAGCUUCAAGAACCUGGUGACCUAUAUACAGGACAAUCAGGUCAAGAAAGGCAGAUUCUCAGCCAAAGUUGGCCGUACUUUCAACAUGUCAGCUGGUGAGAUCUACCCUGUGUAUUUCCCUAUCAUUCCCACAGAGACAGGGGAUCUUCUGAUCAAUAUCACCGUCAUCUCUACAGGACCUAGUGAUGCUGUCAUCAGAUAUCUUAAAGUCGAGCCCGAAGGAAUGGAAAAAGAAAUUAACAACACCGUGUUGAUAAAUACUGUUAACACAGGGACCUUCUCAAAAGAUGUUGAAAUAUCAUUUCCACAAAAUACUGUUGCUGGUUCUAGGCGUAUUAGAACAUCAAUUAUCGGUAAUGUGAUAGGCAGUUCCUUGAAUGGUCUAGACUGGCGACGAAAGUCUCCAGGUGAAACUGGAGAAGAGAAUAUGGUGAACUUUGCUCCUAGUAUUUUUGUACAAAAGUACCUCAAAACUACAAAUAAGCUCACAGCCGAUCUCGAGAAGAAAGAAAAGGAGACCAUGAUUAAAAGUUAUGAAAAGGAAUUGACGUACUUACAUGAUGACGGGUCAUUCAGUGCUUUUGGUAAAAGUGACAAGUCAGGCUCAACAUGGUUGACUGCUUUUGUUGUGAAGUCAUUCUCUCACGCUUCUGAUUUUAUCUUCAUUGACGAGAAUGUCGUAAAGAAAGCCGUGACUUGGCUUGUCUCUCAACAGAGAGAAAUUGGAACGUUCAGGGAACCAGGCAGGGUUUUACUUAAGGAGAUACAGGGAGGAUCAGCAAAAAGUGAAAGAGCCCUCACGGCUUUUACUCUAAUAGCUCUCAAGGAAGCAGAGGUCAUUCAAGGAGUGUCUGCAUUGACAGGAAGAGCAAUACAGAAAGCGAGAGCUUACCUGGAAGGUGAUAUAGAUCUAAUGGAGGAUGUUUACGAAUUAGCUCUCGUUGGGUACACUCUCCAGAUCACCAACAGCCCAAGAGUCAAUAAAGUGUUUAGCAAAUUAAAUACUAAGGCUACUUUCAAAGAUGGACUUAAAUAUUGGUCCAAACCAGAGACAGGUAUUCAGUGGAAGGGAUGGCCUCCUCCUAAUUACCAGGCCAAGGCUGUCGACAUAGAAACCACAGCAUAUGCUCUGCUGGGAUUCGCCAUAAACAAGGAUAUAGAUCCCCCUGUUCUCAAAUGGGUUAUCUCACAGCGUAACUCAAGAGGAGAAUUUGUUUCAACACAGGACACUGUUAUUGCUCUCCAGGGAUUCCUGGAAUUAGCUUCUUUGGUACACAAUCCAAACUUCAACAUGAGUGUAAGACUGACCAGCAAAACUCCAAGUGCGCCAUACCAACGUGUCAUCACAAUAACUAAGGACAAUAUACUCUUUCUACAAACAUUAGACAUACCUGAGGACGUAAGACGUCUUGACGUCACAGCUAACGGAACUGGCAUAGCAUUGAUGGAGAUAUCUUCAUAUUUCAAUACUGACGAAAAGAUAGAAGUGUCUUCCUUUGAUGUGAAUGUUACACUUACUGACGAAACAACUAGAGGGUUCACGGUGAAAGUCUGUGGAAGAUGGUUGGAAGAGGGCUAUUCUGGAAUGUCUUUGAUGGAUAUCGGAAUACCCUCUGGAAUGACCCCUGAUUUGGAUACACUCGAUACAUCUAAAGCCCCCAUGUACAAACGUAAUGAGAUGGGAUAUAGGAAAUUAUCCUUAUAUUUUGAUGAGUUUGACCGUCAAGAUCAGUGUGCCUCUGUAUACAUGGUCAACACAGAUAAAGUAGCAGAGAAGCAGCCCUCUGUCAUUAGACUCUAUGAUUAUUACGAACCCAAAAAUCAAGCAACCAUAUUUUAUACGUCAAAUGUUAUGGCGGACUCGGGAGUGUGUGAUGUUUGUGGUAUGGAGUGCUUCUGCGCAGACUAG